AUGUCACUGUGGAAAAGUGCAUCUGGGAUCUGGGUCAUCCAGAAACCCUGGAUGACGCACCAGAUCCGCAUGCUCCUCCGGGCCCGUAACUCAGCCUUCAGCACCGCUCGUGCCAACCUGAAGAGAGGCAUUAGGACUGCCACAGUCGAAUAUAAGAGGAGGAUAGAAGAACAUCUCAACAACCCCAGGCAAGUGUGGCGGGGCAUACAGACCAUCACCAACUACAAACGCUGUGCUGUGACACCCGGGAACUUGGAUGAGGGACUGCAGAGGAGCUGA
This is a messenger RNA of Menidia menidia (Atlantic silverside), 279 nucleotides long. The record is from the annotation of a GenBank genome assembly. NCBI's taxonomy places the organism in Eukaryota, Metazoa, Chordata, Actinopteri, Atheriniformes, Atherinopsidae.